AAAGGGCCACGCGCCCUCCGACUGCCCCCCGGGGCGCCCCGGCCCGACCCUGGCCUCGUGGGGCUCUCGCAAGGGAAGGUCCUCGUUCUUCGGUUUGGGAGGGCCAGGUUUUCUUCUCUUUGCGUCGCCCGGGGCUGUCCUUGUGGCCUUGUGCUCUGCUGCUCUGCGCUGCUCUGCGCUUGCCUUGCCUUGCCCGCCUCGUUGCUUUGUCUGCUGCUGCUGCUGCUGCGUUCCGUUGUGGGGUGAUUCUGCUUUGUCUGCUGCUGCUGCUGCUGCUGCGGAGCGAGGGAGACAUCCGAUUGAUGUCUGCGCUGCGCGUCAGUGGGGCAAUCUGCUGUCGCUGAAGUGCAGUGCAGUGCAGGGGGCAAUGGCGAGUCGCCAGGCAGCAGGGCUGGCCCGCCGGGGGACCGUUUCCUAUAUUUCCUACAUAUCUAGGGUUCGACGCGGGCCAGGAUCGGACGGGGUUGUUAGAUCCGGAGCAAUUUCGGAGCAGCAGUGUAGAAAUUUGAUGCAACGCAGUUUUCAUGGCCAAUCUCCGCUUCGUCCAGAUACUUCGGAUUUUUUGUCCAGGUCGUCUCCUAAGUUGACAUCUGCGAUUUUGCCAAGACAGUAUGUCGCUUUGCAGACUAGCCGGUCAUACUCCUCGGAUCUGCCUCCUCAUCAAGAGAUUGGAAUGCCAUCCUUGUCACCGACCAUGACACAGGGUAAUAUUGCAAAGUGGAGGAAGAAAGAAGGCGACCAGGUGGCUGCAGGAGACGUUCUUUGUGAAAUCGAAACUGACAAAGCAACUUUGGAAAUGGAAUCCAUGGAAGAUGGUUAUCUUGCAAAAAUCAUUGUUGGUGAUGGCGGCAAGGACAUCCAAGUUAACCAGGCUAUCUGCAUUAUGGUGGAAGACAAAGAUGAUAUUGCCGCGUUUAGUAAUUAUCAAGGUGCAGCUGCUGCUGCCCCUAAAGCAGCUGCCCCAAAAGAAGAGGCUUCAUCUCCUCCUCCUCCUCCUCCACCUUCCCCAACUCCUGCUCCUCGAAGAGAAUCCACAUCAUCAGCCCCACCAGCCCCAAAAUCAGAUGGCAGCCGUAUAUUCGCCAGCCCUGCCGCGAGAAAGCUUGCUGAGGAAAAAAAUGUGUCUCUUUCCAGUUUGAGGGGUACUGGACCAGAUGGACGGAUUGUCAAGGCCGAUGUUGAGGACUACUUAGCCACUGGACCUGCACCCGCGAAAAGGGAGACUCAAGCAGGAACAACAGCUGCAGUUCCAGCAACAACUCGUCAAGCCGAAGGUGUUCUUGGUGACGUGGAUUACACCGACAUUCCCAACAAUCAAAUUAAGAGGGUUACUGCUCGUAGACUUCUUCAAUCCAAGCAGACCAUUCCACACUAUUAUUUGAGUCUUGACACACGAGUAGACAAGCUUCUGGCGUUGCGAGAGCAGCUGAAUCAAGCACAAGAAGCUGCUAAACGAAAGAAGUUAUCUUUGAACGACUUUGUGAUUAAGGCUGCUGCUUUGGCCACAAAAAAGGUUCCUGAGUGCAAUAGCUCUUGGACAGAUGACUUCAUCCGACAGUUUCACAACGUCAACAUCAGUGUUGCUGUGCAGACCGAUCAAGGUCUUAUGGUCCCUGUUGUCAAGGACGCAGACAGAAAGGGACUCGCUGCCAUUUCAGAAGAUGUCAAAAUCUUAGCUGAUAAGGCUCGAUCGAACUCUUUGAAGCCCGCUGAUUAUGAGGGUGGAACAUUCACUGUCUCAAACCUAGGAGGGCCUUUCGGGAUCAAGCAAUUCUGUGCCAUUAUCAACCCGCCACAGUCGUGUAUACUUGCUGUUGGCACGACCGAGAAACGAGUUGUGCCAGGUGCACAAGACGGGGAAUAUACCUCUGGUACUUUCAUGGUUGUCACACUAAGUUGCGACCACAGAGUUGUGGACGGUGCUAUUGGCGCCCAAUGGCUUGGGGCUUUCAAAGGAUACAUUGAGGACCCGAUGACCUUACUACUUUGAGGUCAUUCGUUUUGCCAAGGAAACAGGAUGACAUUACUACUAUUGAGUUUCGUGGCCUAUCGUGAGCCGAUGUCAGCAAGAACACCAAGGGGCAUGUUUUACGGAAGUAUGUCCAUUCAAACCUAGCUUCAUGUAUCAGAUGAUACGAGUCAUCAUCAUUCGAUGCAGGCCAUGGUCCUAUCCUGGUUCUGGGACACUUAUGGCUUCGCGAGUCUUGCUAGGCAUCCCUCUCUGAGAGCCUGAGUUUUGGUGUAUCAAUAAGAGGGUUGCAGAUAUUCUCUACCCUAUUGAGAGACAGCAGCUGUUUGGAUGAAUGUGGAUAUCGGUCAAGUUCUAUAAUUUAUUUGUCAGAGGCGUUAAAAGAGAGGUCUUCGUGAGAAAGUGCUCCAGCUGGCCUAAAUAAUCAUUCCUGUACAUUUUUUUUCCCGUAACAUCAGGGGGUGACCAUAUUCUUCCCAUCAGACUUUAACCUUCGUGAAAAAAUUUAGGCCGGAAGGAGCAUUUGUGGCGAAAUUUUUUGAGGAUGUGGCCUUACAGUUCAUCCUCAUUUCGAGUGAAAGAGUUUACAACCUUCCGAAUUCAAAGGACGAAUGGUCCACACCGCUCAGUGUCUGUAGUCUAUUGUAUUGCGUGUUCGGCCCAUUUUCGAUGAUAACAUUUUAGCACUAGGAUGCGUCGUCAGUAACUUUGGGAGUAUAUGUGAGAAUUGUAUGUCUUACUGAACCCGGUUAAGAUAUCCAGAAGGCUGGAUAAUCUCUCUCAUCACAACGAAAAACGUGAAAUUG
Marchantia polymorpha subsp. ruderalis is the source of this 2775-nucleotide messenger RNA. The record is from the annotation of a GenBank genome assembly. Lineage: Eukaryota; Viridiplantae; Streptophyta; Marchantiopsida; Marchantiales; Marchantiaceae.